GUGGAUAAAAAGAAACGUGCUAAAUGAGCUCUAGUCUUCCACCUGCCCAUUCUAGCAACCUCCAUUUUUUGCAGCCUCCAACUAAUUCCAAACCCGACCCGAAUACCUAUCCGGGUCGCAAUGUUUCGAGGCUUCCGCAGCUGCUUCCAUGGAUCCCGGAGCUCCGAUUCGGCCAGUGUCGCCGACCGCGACCCGGUUCUGCUGGUGUCGGGUAUAGCCGGCUCAAUUCUCAACUCAAAAUCCAAGAAAACCGGGUCCGAGACCCGGGUUUGGGUCCGGAUCCUUUUAGCUGAUUUGGAGUUCAGGAGGAAGCUGUGGUCCAUUUACAAUCCUGAAACAGGAUAUACAGAAUCAUUGGAUGAUGACAGUGAAAUAGUAGUGCCGCAAGAUGAUUAUGGGCUUUAUGCCAUUGAUAUUUUGGACCCUUCAACUUUUGUAAAGUGUCUUCAUGUAUCCGAUUUGUACCAUUUUCAUGACAUGAUUGAGAUGCUUGUUGGAUGUGGGUAUGAGAAAGGCACCACAUUGUUCGGAUAUGGAUACGAUUUUCGACAAAGCAAUAGAAUUGGUCAGAUAAUGGAUGGUCUUAAAGAGAGACUGGUGACAGCUUAUAAAGCUUCGGGUGGAAGGAAAGUUAACUUGAUUUCGCAUUCAAUGGGUGGAUUGCUCGUCUCGUGCUUCAUAUCUCUUCAUAAUGAUGUGUUCUCCAAAUAUGUUAAUAAAUGGAUUACUAUUGCCACUCCUUUUCAAGGUGCUCCAGGAUGCAUCAACGACUCUAUACUUACUGGAAUGCAGUUCGUUGAUGGUUUCGAAAGCUUCUUUUUCGUAUCAAGAUGGUCAAUGCAUCAACUUCUGGUAGAGUGCCCAUCUGUUUACGAGAUGUUACCAAAUCCCGGUUUCAAUUGGAAGAAAGAACCUGAGGUUCUUGUAUGGAGAUCAAACUCGAGUGAUGGAGAAGCUACAGUCACACAGGAAUCUUAUGGCUGCAACGAAUGUGUCUCUCUUUUCGCAGAAGCUUUAAAAAACAACGAGCUAGACUAUGACGGAGAUACAGUACCUCUCCCUUUCAACUUUGCCAUUCUUGAAUGGGCUGCUGACACUCGGGAACUUCUUAAUAAAACUGAAAUCCCCACUGGUGUUUCGUUUUACAACAUAUACGGAACAUCUUUUGAAACACCCUUUGAUGUUUGCUAUGGCUCAGAAUCAUCUCCCAUCAACGAGCUUUCUGAGAUAUGUCACUCAACGCCGGAAUACUCUUAUGUAGAUGGAGACGGAACCGUCCCCUCUGAAUCAGCAGUGGCGGAUAAAUUUGAAGCUGUGGAACGAGUUGGGGUGUGUGCGACUCACCGGGGACUAUUAUGCGACGAGAAUGUGUAUAACCUCAUCAAGAAAUGGUUGGGAGUUUCUACAGAGGAAGUGAAGUCAAGGAAGUCCAAAACUUCAAAAGUGGUGCAUGCAGAUUUAGUAUUUUCAAACCAAUCUUGCAAGUAAUUAAGCCAUCAUACUGUAAAUUUGAUUAUCUCUAUCUUUAUCUCCAAAUAAAUCUUAUGUGUAUAACUUUAAUAAUUUACUGUGUAACGUAAACAUACUAAUUUGCUAUCUUUAUCUCCGAAUGCACGUUUGUGAAAUCAA
This is a messenger RNA of Salvia splendens (bonfire salvia), 1629 nucleotides long. RefSeq names its product phospholipase A(1) LCAT3. NCBI's taxonomy places the organism in Eukaryota, Viridiplantae, Streptophyta, Magnoliopsida, Lamiales, Lamiaceae. Gene Ontology annotation, biological process: lipid metabolic process. The transcript is spliced from 11 exons. The record is from RefSeq and is a predicted model, not a curated record. The coding region runs from base 121 to 1488 and encodes 455 amino acids.